Molecule: messenger RNA, 981 nt
Organism: Suncus etruscus (white-toothed pygmy shrew)
Lineage: Eukaryota; Metazoa; Chordata; Mammalia; Eulipotyphla; Soricidae
Gene: FRG1
Product: FSHD region gene 1
Exons: 9
Coding region: 63-839 (258 amino acids)
Cellular component (GO): striated muscle dense body; nucleolus; catalytic step 2 spliceosome
Molecular function (GO): actin filament binding
Source: RefSeq, a predicted model, not a curated record
GGCCUACUGCGGACGCCGUAGUUUCCGGCGGAAACAGGAAGUUAAGAUUUUAAGAGUUUGUCAUGGCGGAAUACUUGUGUGUCAAAUCGACCAAACUCGUUCUUAAGGGAACCAAGGCGAAAAGUAAGAAAAAAAAGAACAAAGAAAAAAAGAGAAAGAGAGAAGAGGAUGAAGAAACCCAACUUGAUAUUGUUGGAACCUGGUGGACAGUAACAAACUUCGGUGAAAUUUCAGGAACAAUAGCAAUUGAAAUGGAUAAAGGAACCUACAUACAUGCACUUGACAAUGGACUUUUUACACUGGGAGCUCCACAUAAAGAAGUUGAUGAGGGUCCAAGUCCUCCAGAGCAGUUUACAGCUGUCAAAUUGUCUGAUUCCAGAAUUGCUCUGAAGUCUGGCUAUGGAAAAUACCUUGGUAUAAAUUCAGAUGGACUAGUUGUCGGACGUUCAGAUGCAAUUGGACCAAGAGAGCAGUGGGAACCAGUCUUUCAAGACGGGAAAAUGGCUUUACUGGCCUCAAAUAGCUGCUUUAUUAGAUGCAAUGAAGCAGGAGAUAUAGAAGCAAAAAGUAAAACCGCAGGAGAAGAAGAAAUGAUAAAGAUUAGAUCCUGUGCUGAAAGAGAAAUUAAGAAAAAAGAUGAUAUUCCUGAAGAAGAUAAAGGAAAUGUUAAGCAGUGUGAAAUCAAUUAUGUAAAGAAAUUUCAGAGUUUCCAAGACCAUAAACUUAAAAUAAGUAAAGAAGAUAGUAAAAUUCUUAAAAAGGCCCGGAAAGAUGGAUUUUUGCAUGAAACGCUUCUGGAUAGGAGAGCGAAAUUGAAAGCUGAUAGAUACUGCAAAUAACCACGAUUUUUGUUUUUCUCUUUGUUUUAUUUUCUGAAUAAAGUAAUCAAUGAAAUACGUGUCUUUAAAGAGUUUCUGGUUGUUAAGGAAUUCCUGCUGAAAUAACCUACUUAAUACAGAUAAAUCAAAUUAAUCUAAAUUA